Erythranthe guttata (spotted monkey flower) is the source of this 1058-nucleotide messenger RNA. Lineage: Eukaryota; Viridiplantae; Streptophyta; Magnoliopsida; Lamiales; Phrymaceae. The record is from RefSeq and is a predicted model, not a curated record.
UUGGUUGGGGGUAUUACAAGGGAUGGCAUGGGUUAUACCGUUUUGUACAACGUUUGGUUUGCUUGAGUUACUAUCCUUGACUGUUGGGCCCACCCAUUUAAUACCCCAUUCGAAUUAUUGCUAGUCAAGCCAAAAUUGGCUUGACUGGUUAUCACAUAUUGAAUCCCAUUUUGUAACCCAUGUGUAAUGUCGAAAAUAUCCUUCGAAAAUACAUCAAUUACGAAAUUAAUAGGUAUAAAUACUAUAAUCUUCAUCUUCCCCUUUCUUGCAUCGUGCCCUAGUUUUUUUCCAGGUAAAAACUCAUAUGAACAAAAUUAAAAAAAAUAAUCCCACCUUCUUCCUCCUUCCCAAUCUCACACCUCGUCACCACCUUCCUUGUUCAAACCCAAUUUCUCUACUACUCUCAAUUUCAACCACCGCAGUCCCGCCCACCACCACCGCCCUCCUCCUCUCACAUCUGCAAUCAAUCACUUCCCGUAACAGGAAUUAAGAAAAAAAAAACCCCAAUUUCAACAAUCGGAAUCGGAAUACAUAUAUGGGGAUUGAUUACUACAACAUCCUGAAAGUGAACCGCAACGCCAGCGACGAAGACUUGAAGAAAGCCUACCGCCGCCUCGCCAUGAUUUGGCAUCCCGACAAAAACACCAACAAGCAGGAGGCCGAGGCCAAAUUCAGGCAGAUUUCCGAAGCCUACGAUGUACUCAUCGACCUUCAGAAGCGCCAGAUCUACGAUUUCUACGGCGAAGAGAGCCUCAAAUCGGGCCAAUUCCCCCUCCCCCCGCAGCUCUCGCGUCCAGAACCAGAGUUUCUACUACAACAACCAUCAGCAGCAUCUGAGUCAGAAUGGCUAUGCUGUGGAAGUAUUAGAACGCUUUUGCACAAUGAACAACGACAACAACUUAAGCAUGGAUAGAUACAGCCUAGCUAGUGCAAUUACUGCAUGUGCUGGAAUUGCAUCGCUCGAACUCGGCGAACAGAUUUUUGCUCGAGCUACUAUCAUUGGUGUAGAUUCCGACCAGGUCAUAGCAACUUCCCUUAUAGACUUCUACUGUAAGUGC